Triplophysa dalaica is the source of this 990-nucleotide messenger RNA. RefSeq names its product POU class 4 homeobox 3 (gene pou4f3). The record is from RefSeq and is a predicted model, not a curated record. The transcript is spliced from 2 exons. Gene Ontology annotation, biological process: regulation of transcription by RNA polymerase II. Lineage: Eukaryota; Metazoa; Chordata; Actinopteri; Cypriniformes; Nemacheilidae. The coding region runs from base 1 to 990 and encodes 329 amino acids. Gene Ontology annotation, molecular function: DNA-binding transcription factor activity, RNA polymerase II-specific; RNA polymerase II cis-regulatory region sequence-specific DNA binding.
AUGAUGGCCAUGAACGGCAAGCAGCACUUCACCAUGCACCCCGCGCUGCACCCGAGCUCCGACAGCAUGCGGCGCGUGUGCCUACCUGCCCCGCAGCUCCAGGGCAAUAUAUUCAGCGGCUUUGAUGAGAGUCUCCUGGCCCGCGCUGAAGCUUUGGCGGCGGCUGACAUUGCCAAGAGUCACGCUUUCAAGACGGACGUCACCUACCAUACCAUGAGCAGCGUGCCUUGCACCUCCUCGUCGUCCACGGUGCCCAUAUCUCACCCAUCAAACAACCUCCCCUCGCACCAUCACCACCACCACCUGAGCCACCAGACCUUGGAAGGAGAUCUACUAGACCACCUUUCUUCUAGUUUGUCGGUCAGCGGCAUGGGCGCGCCGACGGAUCCUUCGGUGAUGACAUCCCAAGCCCACCAGCACCACCUGCAAAUGGGUCACCUGCACCAAGCCAUGGCCAUGGGCCACCCGCACACCCUCUCGGUGCACAACGGGAUGGCGUGCAUCAGCGACGUGGAGUCCGAUCCCAGGGAGCUGGAGGCGUUCGCCGAGAGGUUCAAACAGCGGAGGAUAAAGCUCGGGGUCACGCAGGCGGAUGUGGGUUCUGCCCUCGCCAACCUCAAGAUUCCGGGCGUCGGGUCGCUUAGCCAAAGCACCAUCUGCAGGUUCGAGUCGCUAACCCUUUCCCACAACAACAUGAUAGCCCUCAAGCCCGUCCUCCAAGCCUGGCUGGAGGAGGCUGAAGCGGCUUACCGGGAGAAAAACGGCAAACCGGACCUUUUUAAUGGCAACGAGAGGAAACGAAAGCGCACGUCGAUCGCGGCUCCGGAGAAGCGAUCGCUCGAGGCGUAUUUCGCAAUCCAGCCGCGACCGUCGUCCGAGAAAAUCGCGGCUAUUGCGGAGAAGUUGGAUCUGAAGAAGAACGUGGUUCGGGUUUGGUUCUGCAACCAAAGGCAAAAACAGAAAAGGAUGAAAUAUUCAGCGGUGCACUAG